UCGACAUUUUUUUCUUGAUACAUUAUUUGUCGUUACUGGUACCUGUUACAUGGUUAUUUCAAAGUGUAUACCUCGCCUGCGACUAAAGCAUACCAGUGGUCCUUCCAUUUAAUUUAAACGAAGGCAUUAUUUGAGUGUUUUAAUACAACGCUCAGAAUUUGAACCAUGUCGAGUGGCUUUCGGAAAAUUGCGUCCGGGUGAGUCUGACGAAUUUUCGACCAUUUGGAAACUCAAUCGAAUCCAAGAAAUAAGAUGAAUGAGAACACAAGCGGGUGGGAGAACAACACUUUGCAGUUUGCACCCCUCCCCCCACGCGCUAACAUGGCGCCCACACGAGUCCGCAUUGGGAGCAACAUGCAUCCACCAACUGGGUGCAGUCAACAAGAACAAAUGCAAGACUGCACUUCACUAAAACCCGGCGCGCCUCCAACCACUACGUUGUGUUUGCGUGGAAAAUUGUAAUCGACCCCCCACGCACACACACGUUGCGGCUCCCUCCACUCCGCACUACAUGCUGACCAAAACACAGACGCGCGGGCAUGUGUUAGCCAAAAACGUCGUUGUUAUUUGAAGCACAAAUAUACCAAUUUGGUGCAGCUUACAUGGGCUGUUAUGUGGGGAGGUUAGGUUUUACAAGAAAAGCGAUGGUUCAAAAGACGUACAAAAUUAGCUAAUUUGCUAGCUAGACACCCGCCCCCCACCACCACCAUCAUAUAGUUCGAAUUACAGCAGCUAACUUGAUGGGAAGCACGCAACAAUUACAAUAAAGAUUGUCGGUCAGUGUUGCGUUGAGUGGCGUGGGGGGUGUACACAAGAGUUGUUUAAAUAGGUGUUUAGUCAAACGGUGAAGUCAUAAAACGCUGUUUUCGCGUUUGUCGAUUAGCAUUAGCCGCUAGCUGGCUAACAACGUAGCUCGCGCGCGGCCUGCUUCAACCCCCCAUGUGCUGCCGCUUUGUUCCGGAGCCACUUUUUAAGUAUCCGGCAGAUAAACUCGCUUCAAUUUUAAGCGUUACCCGCCCAACGCGUUGCUUACUACGGCUUUAAGCGAGCCGCGGGAUUCGGUAGGCUACGGGAGGGGGGGGAGAAAGACGCAGGAAACAGGCGAGGACGUCGCUAGCGAGCAGAGAAACGAAAGCAAAAAAAGCAACACAUGCUUUUCAAAUCUCCCUCACCCAUGGAGGAGAGGAGACUGCAUGGUAAGCUCACCUUCCCCAAACUCAACUUCAUGGCUUCACGUCAAUAUCACGUUUACAUUUUUGUGUCGGGGAGGUAAAGAUUUAUGGCUGCCUGUGUGCUGUGUCGUUUGAGGCCGAGGCUACGCUACCUUUCAGGUUUGAGAAAGGGUUUUUCUCACCGUGUUAUUAGCAAACUUGACAUUGAGCCGGAUGAGCACGACAAUAGAACGGCCGCAUUGCAACAUUUGGAUGCCCCUCAACUUGAAGACUACAGGGUCCAUUACAGCCCAUCCUCAUAUCACCACCCCGUGGGAAAAUCUGCCCUCUCCCAAAGCCCAAGCGAUAUUGAUGACGAAGGGCGGUGUCUCCCCACCCAUGCUCCUUUGUUCUGGCAGCAGAGCAAUCGCUACAGCGUCAGCUCCUCGCGGCGUCUUUCCAGUUCCAAAAACACUUUGCUCGACUUGGCCUUCAACAGAGACUCCGAACGCAACACAGUGGUGCCGCUGCACCAACAAAUACCCGUGUCACCUGAUGUUAAAGUUGAUACUCGUGCCUUUCUCAAAUGCCGGCCUGAAUAUUCAUCGGUAACACUUGAUAUUUCCCAACGACCUGCCCCCAUCGAAUGGGAACGGGUAGUGCGAUUACUCCAGAAAGUGGCUGUCCUUAAAGGCAGCAUGAAACCAUCUGAUGUUUGUCAUUUGUUUGUGGAGCUCAGCCACACUAACUCUGACAAGAUACCAUUAGUGAAGACCGACCAACGCUUCGUCAUGCUGCUUCGGUACUCCGUGGAGAACCUUUGCCUCUUUUCUCUACCUGAGCUCCUGCACGUGCUGAGGUCAUUUGUGUGGCUGGAACUGCCACAUAGCCACACAGUCCUCGGGAUGUACGAGGUCGAGCUGAGUCGCCGCGCUGACAAGAUGACUUUAGACCAGUUGCUGUUGGCAGCCGAUUUGUGGCGCUGCAUUGGCAGGAAGGUGCCUCAAUUCCUAAAACAACUUUAUGACUCUGUCUAUUUGUAUAUGGGACAAAUAGGGCUUCCGGAGCUGGUCCAACUGUUUUACAUCAUGGGAGAAGGGAGACAGUGCCCCAAAGUCCUGAUUCAGCCUAUAGAGCAGCUACUCAUGCGACACUUACAACAACUACAGCCGGAGGAGGUUGGCGCUGUCUGCUUGGGCCUCUUCAAAUCCCAAACGUCCCUUUCUGGGGCAGCAGUGAAUCGCCUUGUCGAUAAGGCACACUCUCUUGUUGGGGAUAUGAGUGACUUUGCCAUGGUCAAUGUGCUGAAAUACCUGCGUUUCAGCUACCUGUCUCAUAGGGCGUGGAUGGAGGCUAUGACGCAUGAGGUACCACGGCGAGCUCAAGGGAUGGGCGUUAAGGGGCUGAUGCAUGUGGCGCUGGCUUGCUCGGCAUUGCAUUACCGGAGUGACCGCAUCCUCGUCGCAAUCACUGAGAGAAUUCCAUCACUGGUGCCACACUGCCGGAGUAAAGACUCAUGUAAGCUCUUGUGGGCCUUUGGCACCUUAGGGUUCCUCCCCGCUCGGAGCCCGAGCUUUUACCAGAGUCUCACAGAGGCUCUUCGACAAAGGAAGGCGGAAUUCCUCCGCUACCCAGAGCAUCUGCUCACUGGUCUUCUCGGCCUGGCCUUUGUCUCGCAGUUCCCAGAGGACCUGAUCGAGUUAGCCUUGAGCCCGGACUUUGUCAACUUAGCACUUAAGUCAACGCAGUUAGAGCUGAAAAAAGACUUGUUCACUUUGGAUGGAGCCGUGGCUUUGGAGUUGCCUCAGUGGACUGGUCCUCGGCUGAGCUGCGAACUGAGAGAAGAGGUGAAACAAAUGUUGUGGAAGUAUGCCCAAUCGGACAUGUGCCAGAAGCUCGAGGUCAAGGAGGCAGAGGCUGCACUUCAAGAAUUGCUGGGAGGAGAGAAGUUUGUCUGUAAAAGAAUGAUCCUGCCCCACAUGCGAACUAUCGACCUUGAAGUGCACCUCGACGCUACUGGUCAGCCUGUUCCUGUCAUCCCAGAACCUCCAACAGCAGUUCAGAAUAGUUCUCCCAAAUGUGCUUCAAAGCAGGAUUUGAGGGGAAUGAACAUAGGAGUGAGUGUGACUGAUGAUCUCAUAUCAAAGCUUACAAAUGCCAAGAACCUCCCAGGUCCAACAAUCGCACCUCCUGAAGUUCAAACGCUUUCUUUUGUGAAUCCCGAUGAAGGAGAAACGAUGUUUAAGACCGGGCUAAAGCUGACAAGUACCAUCACAGAAAUGAUCACCACUCCUAGCAGCCACAGAGCACCUGCAGACUCCGACACUAUCAUUAAACUUGCCAUCCAGGUGUCCAGCAGGAACCACUACUGCCACCAGUCACAGCAUCUACUGGGCCUUCACGCCAUGAAGAGGAGGCAACUGAGGUUGGCGGGUUACAAGGUUGUAGAGCUUUGCUAUCACGACUGGAUUUCCAUGUUGAGAAAAAGCAGGAUCGAAAAGAUGGCCUACCUUCAUUGCAAGCUGUACAACAGCCUGGAAGCUUGACCUCACACAGCUGCUGGACUUGAAAAGAAUAGGAUGCUUUACAAAUUUGUCAAGCGUGUCGAUUAACGAGUAUGUGCUGAGCACAGCAAAAAGCGAUGUGACUUUUGUGUACGCCACCCUUACACUGUAUGUCAAAAUAAAAUGUGACAUGUCCCAAAGAUUGUUAAACAAACAAAAAAA
This is a messenger RNA of Hippocampus comes (tiger tail seahorse), 3877 nucleotides long. RefSeq names its product FAST kinase domains 5 (gene fastkd5). Gene Ontology annotation, biological process: regulation of mitochondrial mRNA stability; mitochondrial RNA processing. Gene Ontology annotation, molecular function: RNA binding. NCBI's taxonomy places the organism in Eukaryota, Metazoa, Chordata, Actinopteri, Syngnathiformes, Syngnathidae. The transcript is spliced from 3 exons. The coding region runs from base 1280 to 3697 and encodes 805 amino acids. The record is from RefSeq and is a predicted model, not a curated record. Gene Ontology annotation, cellular component: mitochondrial matrix; ribonucleoprotein granule.